Caenorhabditis remanei is the source of this 864-nucleotide messenger RNA. RefSeq lists its product as uncharacterized. The record is from RefSeq and is a predicted model, not a curated record. Lineage: Eukaryota; Metazoa; Nematoda; Chromadorea; Rhabditida; Rhabditidae. Bases 1 to 864 code for a protein of 287 amino acids. The transcript has 7 exons.
AUGAGCUUCACCCACGACAAGCUGGCUGAAAAUAUUUACUGGAUUCGAGAAGAGGAUACUCGAGAAUCUUAUCCAUUAAUGUACCUGAUUUUGGGUUCAGAGGAAACAGCUUUACUAAUUGAUACUGGUUGCGGGUGCGGUAACAUUUACCAUUACCUCCGUUCAUUGUCAUUCAUGCAGAAUGUGAAACUUAUUGUUGUCAACACUCAUAAUCAUCCGGAACAGACGGGAGGAAAUUGGCGGUUCUCUACGACCGGGAGUAAUGGAUUGGCACAUUUGGUGGAAGAUUUGUGUGCAGGACGCAAGAACAAAUACUAUACCCGUUUGAUGGAUAGUAGCUGGCACUGGGAGAUUCAAACCUAUAAAGUGACCCGGUGGUUGAAUGAUGGGGACAAAAUAUUACUGGGCGAUGAAUCAGAUUUGAAGAAUAUAGUCCAAGUUAUGUGGACUCCGGGACACACUCCAGACAGCAUCGUUCUCUGGUAUCCUUACGCUAAUCGUCUUUUUGUCGGUGACCUCUUCUACCGUUUUGACGAUAUAUUGUUCACUUACCAGUACACCGACAUCCGUCAAUAUGAGAAUUCGGUUCGGAACAUUCUGAAGUUUGUUCAAAGUCAAAAGGUCAAUGUCAAAUACUCGUCGGCAAAAAACGACACUGAUAAUAAAUGUCUACCAACUUUCAAGUUGUAUCACAGAUUUUUACUUGCGGUUAUUGCUGGAACACAUGUUGGAACACACUUGAGAAUUGAUGAUGCGGAAGGAGUUAGAUACGAAACAAGAGAUAAAAGUAUGAAAAUAGUGAUUGGAAGAAAAAUUGUGCAGAAGUUAAACGAAGCAAGAGAAAAAGCUACUCAAGUGCAAUGA